Molecule: messenger RNA, 2322 nt
Organism: Ficedula albicollis (Collared flycatcher)
Lineage: Eukaryota; Metazoa; Chordata; Aves; Passeriformes; Muscicapidae
Gene: CDH13
Product: cadherin 13
Exons: 14
Coding region: 109-2247 (712 amino acids)
Biological process (GO): multicellular organism development; adherens junction organization; calcium-dependent cell-cell adhesion
Cellular component (GO): adherens junction; plasma membrane; catenin complex
Molecular function (GO): cadherin binding; calcium ion binding
Source: RefSeq, a predicted model, not a curated record
GGCUCUCAAGGCAGAGUCUCUUCUCAAAGGCUGUUUCACAGUGAAAAUAUGCUCAGUGCAGCCGAGUGCAUGAAUGAAAAAGCCUCUGGUACCUUCUAGUCUGGCAAAAUGCAGCACAAAACUCAACUUACUCUGUCUUUUCUGCUGUCCCAGGUUCUGCUGCUUGCAUGUGCAGAAGAUUUAGAAUGUGUCCCUGGAUUCCAGCAGAAGGUUUUUUAUAUAGAAAAGCCAUUUCAAUUCACAGAGGACCGGCUGGUUCUGAACCUGAAAUUCGAUGACUGCAAGGGGAACAACAAAUUGAACUUUGAAGUUUCUAACCCGGACUUUACAGUGGAACUUGAUGGGAAUUUGGUUGCACUCAAGAACGUUUCAGAAGUUGGCAAAGCCUUGUUCGUCCACGCGCGGUCGGAGCACGCCGAGGACAUGGCAGAAAUCUUUAUUCUUGAAGCAAAUGAAAAACGUGGUGCAUUAAAGGAAAUCUUAAAACUAGAAGGCAACCUUGGAAUUCCAAGACAAAAAAGGGCUAUUUUGGCAACUCCAAUAUUAAUUCCUGAAAAUCAAAGGCCUCCAUUCCCCAGAUUAGUUGGCAAGGUCAUCAGAAGUGAAGGGACUGAGGGAGUGAAGUUCCGGCUCUCUGGGAAGGGAGUAGAUCAAGAGCCAAAAGGAAUUUUUAGGAUCAAUGAGAUGAACGGGGACGUCUCGGUGACCCGAACCCUUGAUCGAGAAGCAAUUGCCAAUUACGAGCUGGAAGUGGAGGUGGUGGACAUGAAUGGCAAAACCAUGGACGGCCCAGUGCGCCUGGACAUCUCGGUCAUCGACCAGAACGACAACAGACCCAUGUUCAAAGAGGGGCCCUACGUCGGCCACGUCAUGGAGGGAUCUGCCACAGGAACCACGGUGAUGCGCAUGGCCGCGUUCGACGCCGACGACGCCAGCACCGACAACGCGCUCCUGCGCUACAACAUCCUGAGGCAGACCCCCACCAAACCCUCCCCAAACAUGUUCUACAUCGACCCGGAGAAGGGAGACAUCGUCACCGUGGUGUCCCCUGCGCUGCUGGACCGGGAGACUAUGGAAAGCCCAAAGUAUGAGCUGGUUAUAGAGGCCAAGGACAUGGGUGGGAUGGAUGUGGGACUGACAGGCACAGCCACUGCCACCAUUCUCAUUGAUGACAAGAAUGACCACGCACCAGAAUUCACCAAGAAGGAGUUCCAGGCCACGGUGAAGGAGGGGGUCACAGGUGUAAUAGUGAACUUAACUGUGGGCGACCGGGACGACCCCGCCACCGGGGCGUGGAGAGCCGUCUACUCCAUCAUUAACGGGAACCCAGGGCAGAGCUUUGAGAUCCACACCAACCCCCAGACUAAUGAGGGAAUGCUCUCUGUUGUCAAGCCUUUGGACUACGAGAUCUCGGCCUUCCACACGCUGCUGAUCAAGGUGGAAAACGAAGACCCGCUGAUCCCAGACAUCGCCUACGGCCCCAGCUCCACAGCCACCGUCCAGAUCACGGUGGAGGAUGUGAAUGAGGGCCCCGUGUUCCACCCCAACCCCAUGGCAGUGAGUAAGCAGGAGAACAUCCCCGUGGGCAGCGUGGUGCUGACGCUGAACGCCACCGACCCCGACACGCUGCAGCACCAGACCAUCAGGUACUCAGUGCACAAGGACCCAGCAGGGUGGCUGGAAAUCAACCCCACCAAUGGCACGGUGGGCACCACGGCGGUGCUGGACAGGGAAUCUCCAUUCGUGCACAACAACGUCUACACUGCUCUGUUCCUGGCCAUCGACAGCGGUAACCCUCCUGCCACGGGUACAGGAACUUUGCACAUUACCUUGGAGGAUGUCAAUGACAACGUCCCAUCCCUUUAUCCAACACUGGCAAAAGUUUGUGAUGAUGCAAAAGAUCUCAGGGUAGUGGUUCUAGGAGCAUCAGACAAAGACCUUCAUCCCAACACAGACCCAUUCAAAUUUGAGCUCAGCAAGCAAUCUGGCCCAGAAAAGUUGUGGAGAAUCAACAGGCUUAACAAUACCCAUGCCCAGGUCAUCCUGCUUCAGAACCUGAAAAAGGCCAAUUACAACAUCCCCAUCUCAGUGACAGAUUCUGGAAAACCUCCUCUGACCAACACCACAGAACUGAGAUUACAAGUGUGUACCUGCAAGAAAUCCAAAAUGGACUGCAGUGCAACUGAUGCUCUCCACAUCAGCCUGACCCUAAUCCUCCUCUCACUCCUCAGUUUAUUUUGUCUGUAAGGAUUCUGCCAUCUGAAGCUGUCCUACCGAGUUGCCGUGGCAACGAGAAGAAGGAAAGGAAAAAAAACAAAAAAA